AUGGAUUCACGACAAUCAAACCCCUCGUUCGGUGCGCAAGAUGCCACGGACCUGCUGGCGUCCAUCAUCGGGCAGAUGCCGACGAGCUCCAGUGUCGAAAUUGGUCCGGGUCCGGAAAAACCGCCAGCAGUCCGGUCUGUCUCGGCCGCCGUGAUCCAGCAGUCGAAGCGGCUCGCCAAACUCAAGCAAAAGCUCGAUCGGCAGAACAACUUCAUGGUCGAGCUGCGGCGCAAAAUCCGCGAGAAGGAAUCGAUGAAACCGAAGGCGGACUGCGAUCGUGAGGAGUUGGCAUUCUUACGCCAUCGCCUGCAGAAGGAAGGCGAGCUGCAGCGUAAGCUACUCUCGGAUGUGGUCUCCGAACAACGCCAGGAGGGUGCCGGAUGGCAACCUAUUCGGCUCUGUCCAGAUCAACCCGACGAAUAUGGCGCAAACCCGUGGACGCUGGGGGCUGUCCCCGUGGGUGCGGAUGGUCGUUUUUCGAUCGAUUCGACCCUUUCACCGCUCAGCUCUGACGAAAUGGCCGCCCCGGAUGGUAAGCUGACGGAGCGAUUCGAGAAGGAACUGAUGAACCGGGACCGGGUGAUCGAAAUCCUGCAGAACCGGCUCGAGCGGUUGUCGGUGGAUGUCCGCAAGGUACGACGAGACAACGACGCCAUCUUGGAUCGCCAUCCGAAGCCUGUGGUACCGGUGAAACCCCACUACUGCCAGUCGGAUAUGAUGCAGCGGCUUGAGUUCUACCGCUCGAACACGGAGACACUCGGGCAGAAUCUGGAGCAGAUGGAUCACGCGUUGCAAUCCAUCCAGCGUGAGUUGGGACCGUUAACUGAGGCUGAAUGUCCGCUGAAGGCUGCCAGUGGAAAACCAAGACCUUCGGUAUAUGAUGCGAGACAAUCCGUAUCCUGUUCUCGGGUUGAUCCAACUCCAAGAAACACCACCAUGAUACAGCGCCUCUCUCAGAAGGAGACCCAGAUCGACCAGCAACAGCAGGAGCAGCAGCAGUACACGAUGUUGCUGCAUGAGUACACCAAGAAGACGACCGAGUGUCGGCAGCUGAGUGAGCGACUCGCAAAAGCCCAAGCUGGUCCAGCAGAUCCACUACCCGAGGACACGGAACGUGAGCUACUGAAACGCCGCUGUUCCGAGUUGCUAGACGAACAGGAUCAAUUUCGUGUGCUGUUGCGUGAACAAGCGACCCAACUGUCCGACUACCAGGCGCGAUAUAUGACCGCUCAGCAGCAGGUCGAAGAACAACGGCUGCAACUGGACAAACUGGCGGUGACAAACCGGCGCGUGGAGAAACAGAUCAACUUCGAGAUCGAGCAGAUCAAGCGCAAGUUCCAGGACAAGUUGCGCGAACUAACGCCCUACCCGCGGUUGCUCGAAGAACAGGAAGCUCAAACCGAGCAGUUGAAGCACUCGAAUGAGACGCUUUUCGCAGAGUUGGAGCGUGCCCUGCGUCAGGUGAAGCUGCUCGAAGAUCGACUACAGGGUGUUGUCGCGGAACGUGAUGCCGAAGUUCAGCGUGCAGGACAACAGGCUCAAACGGAACUUACGCAGGCCCUGGAACGGUUGGAAGCGCUCGAACGUGAGAAGCAGUUGGUUGAGCAGGAGGCUGCUCGUGGCUUGAGUGAGUUGGAUGAGCUGCGAACUGAGAGUGCCAAGAUCGUGGCCAGGACUAACGAACGGCUCGAACAGGAGCGUCAGACAGCGCUGCAGAAGUACGGCCGGCUCGAGGGUGAGUUGGCUCAGUGCCGUGCUGAGGCAGCGUUUACGAUCGCGAAUCGGGAACAGGCACUGCGUGAGAUGCAUUCCCAGAUUAAGGUGCUAUCGUCGAGCUUCGAUGAUGCGCAGUUGCAGAUCCGAUCGUUGCGCAAUCAACUUGCGUACCUUCAAAACGAGAAGCUCGUCUGUUUGGCUUAAUCGGCGCGAGUUUUCGUGUGAUUGUAUCCCUGUCGGUUUUUUGAGACGAUGGAACCGGGAAAAU
Anopheles nili is the source of this 1984-nucleotide messenger RNA. RefSeq names its product coiled-coil domain-containing protein 18. The transcript has a single exon. Gene Ontology annotation, biological process: regulation of cilium assembly. Gene Ontology annotation, cellular component: centrosome. The record is from RefSeq and is a predicted model, not a curated record. NCBI's taxonomy places the organism in Eukaryota, Metazoa, Arthropoda, Insecta, Diptera, Culicidae. Bases 1 to 1920 code for a protein of 639 amino acids.